GAAAAAGGGGACAUUCAGAUGGAAAGGAUGAAGUAUGAUACAGCCACUUAAACUCUAUUCAGUCCAUGAGAGGAAUUGGCUGGGUGGCGCUGCCAUAUUGCAGAGUCUGCAUGCUGUGAUGCUACUCAGGACUGGCAUGAUUCGUUAGCACGGCUGCUGGCUGACCAUGUUUAGGCGACAAGAGGAGCUGGACCGGACCCUGUUUGUGGGGAAUUUAGACUGCAGUGUCAAUGAGGAGAUUCUGUAUGAACUCUUCCUGCAGGCUGGGCCUCUUACCAAAGUGACUAUUGCAAAAGACAAAGAAGGGAAUUCAAAGGCGUUUGGCUUUGUCUGCUUCAAGCACUCAGAAUCUGUGCCUUAUGCCAAGGCCUUACUGAAUGGCAUCCGACUAUAUGGACGGCCAAUUAAAGUUCACUAUCAGUUUGGAAGUUCUUUCUCUGCUGAAGAGAAUAACACACUUCAAAGUUCAGAUAAUGGUUUCAUCCCAAAUCCUCAAGACUACGGAAUGAAUGCACCAGAGGACAGAUCUGCUGCCUUUUCGCCCAUGAACUUUGUGGAUUUUCAGCAGGCCUUUAUGUUCUUCCAGGGGAUGAUAAACCAAUGUUUAAACUAUGGAUGGAUGGGCCAGCAACCUUCCUGUUCGACACCAGCCAUUCCAUGGAAUAACAACACCCCCUUUCCAUGGCCGACUGAAUCAGAAGGCACCUGUGCUCCUGGGCCAAGCUCUGUUAACUGGAACAUAGACAACUAUAGCACUUACCAAAACUGUGAACACCCAAAUAAAAAGAGAAAGAAACAAACACAUGAUUCUACCAGUAACAGCUCAGACACCGCUGUAGGGAUUCAUGAACAGAGCCAAAAGGCAAGAAAGCGUAAAAAAAAAAGAAGAAAGACUUAGGUGUGUGUUAGAUGAAGCAAAAACGCACGUAUAACUGAUAUGAAUGUUCCAGCAUCAAGUGAGAGGAUGGAAUUGUAUUCAGUGCUCAUCUGUACAAUAAAGCAAAGCUGGAAUCUGA
This is a messenger RNA of Xenopus tropicalis (tropical clawed frog), 1016 nucleotides long. RefSeq names its product RNA binding motif protein 11 (gene rbm11). Gene Ontology annotation, molecular function: poly(U) RNA binding; RNA binding; nucleic acid binding. Gene Ontology annotation, cellular component: nuclear speck; nucleoplasm. NCBI's taxonomy places the organism in Eukaryota, Metazoa, Chordata, Amphibia, Anura, Pipidae. The record is from RefSeq and is marked provisional.